AUCGAUAGCAGGCAAAUACAAGUUUUUUUUUUCUCUGCUGGCUUGUGAAAAAUUUUCUGUGUGUACCCAGCGACGCAAUUAAUACAUAAGUGCGCCACAGAUAAAUAGGAAUAGACGAGAUUAAAUUCUAGUAACCGCUACAAAAUAUACACUAAGAGGAACAACAAAUAAAGAAAAUCAUGCCACGAUAUCGCGAAUGGGACUUGGCCUGCAAAGUUUACGUGGGCAAUUUGGGCUCAUCGGCCUCCAAAUAUGAGAUUGAGAACGCCUUCAGUAAAUACGGCCCGCUGCGCAACGUAUGGGUUGCUCGCAAUCCGCCAGGCUUUGCCUUUGUCGAGUUCGAGGAUCGACGCGAUGCCGAAGACGCAACUCGCGGUCUUGACGGAACUCGCUGCUGUGGCACACGCAUCCGCGUCGAAAUGUCCUCCGGCCGUUCACGCGAAGGUCGCGGAGGUGGUGGCGGCGGCGGCGGUGGCGGAGGAGGUGGCGGCGGCGGUGGCGGACGUCGUGGAGGUCGCAGCGGCAGUGGUGGCGGCGGCGGUGCAGCCGCUCGGGCAGGCGACGCUGGCGGACGCUAUAGGAUAAAGUCUACUUCUACUACAAGCACAACAAGAACAACAACAACAACAGCUACUACUACUACUAGAACUUCUACUACUCCUCCUCUUCCUUCAACAAGUACAACAACUACUACAACAACAACAACAAGAACAACUUCACGUCUCAUAACUACUACAACAACAACAAGAACAACAACAGCUCCUGCUCCUCCUAUUACACACAUUUCACCACCACCAACAACAACAACAAGAACAACAACACCACCAAAACCACCACCAACAACAACAACAAUAACUACAACUAUAACAACACAACCAACAACAAAAUUCUGCGGCUUUCUGAUAAAUGCCAAUUUCAACAAAUACGAUAUAUUCCGCUGACUGCAAUAUAAUAACCACAGCAACCAACCAACCAACCAACAAGAACAACCACAGCAUUUAUGCUACUCCUCUCAAGCUCUUUACCAGCAUCUAUAUAUAAAUAUAUUAUAUAUGGCAAUGUUUAACAGCAGAGGGCAGUGUCCAGGUCAUCCAAUUGCAGCAAGCAGCAUCCUCAACAAGCAACAUACAUCACACUCAACACAACACACAAUCAACACACACUCACUUGUUUCAUUUAACACAUCUACUAUCUCUUUCUAUAUCAUAUUCACUCUCACACAAAUUCACAAUUGACACGAUCAACCGAAGCGCAAGCGAGUGAGCAGCAGUCAGUCAGUCAGUCAAUCAAUCAAUCAAUCAACUGCCAGCCAUCGUCGCAUCUUUUCACCAACAACAACAAAUACAACAACAAUCUUCAUACUUCAUCAUAUGCUUCUACAACAACAACCAUUCGCUCUCACAUAUUAACAAACUACAACAACAACAACACUAUCAACACUAAACAGCAAGAACAACAACAACCAGAACCAACAACAACAACAAUAAGCAAGCAAGCAAGUGCAACAACUGACCCAGCAAAAGCAAUGCAAGCAAAGCAAUCAAAAAUCUAACUCCAAUUUACACCACCAACCAAGCAACCAGUCAAUCAACCAACCAACCAAUCAGCCAAUCAAUCAAUCAAUCAGCCAAUCAAUCAACCAAUCAACGCUUCCAACAGCCUACUACUACUAUGUACAACAACAACAACAACAACUACCUACUACUACUACUAUGUACAACUGCUACUACUUCUACAACUGUAGAGACAAGAAAACAACUGUAAAAAUGACAACUUUGCAGUGUCUUCAGACUUCAGUCAGACGCCUCUCAGCGUGCGCCCGGGUUGCUGCCUCUCUCUCUCUCUUUCUCUCUCUCUCUCUCUCCACAGCUCAACUGCUUCUUUCAUCCCCAACUACUAUAUACAUAUAUAUAUCGGUAUAGAGAUAUAUAUAUGUGUUUAUCUGUAUAUAAACAUCAUCUUCUCAUCUUCAAGCAGCCUCUACAACCAACCAACCACCACCAACAACAACAACAACUACUACUACAACUUCAAGAACAACAACAACAACUACUACAGCUACUACAUGCAUCAACAAUGCAACAAACAACCCGAAAAAAAGAAAAGAAAAGCAAACAAGUUCAGCUUUAUGAGGUUUUCCUUGUUUCUUUUCAUUUUAACUUUUGUUGUUGCUCUUUGCUCCUAGAUAUAUCACCUCAGUCUUGCACCAACAACAACUACAACAACCACACAACCACAACUACAACUACUACCACCUCUCUUCCCCUCCGGGUGUGGCUUUUUGCCCCAAAUAACAAUUAAUGACCAGCUCGAUCAGCAUCAAUCGAAAAAAAAACUUCAUCAAAACCAAAAAUUGAAGCUUCAAAUUAAUUUAGCUGAGCCAGCGCUUCAUUCUCCACAAUAUUCAACUAGUGCUUCAACUACUACUACUACUACUACUUCUUCACUCCUGCUACUGCAACUCCAACUGCAACUUCAAUGCGAACUGUACAACAACAACAACCACCACCACCACCAAUAUCACCAACCACCACCAACAACAACAACAACAACCACCUUCGAAUCUUUCACGUAAAGCAACUGCAAGAAGCGUAUGUAAAAUUGCCAACAAAAUCCAAAAAGGAAAAUCAUUUGUAUAAUUUCUUCUUUUGUUAAUUAUUGUUACUUUUGUUUUUGUUAGUUCGUUUUGUACAUUGUUGUUGUUCUCCUCUACACACACACAUGCUAAUUGUCUGCUCUUGUACCACAACGACAACAACCACCACAAAAAAAGAAAUACGGCGUCAACAAAGAGCGCAACAUCCAAUUCAACAUCGACAACCUGGUGGAGAUAUUGCAUCCUCAUUCAGCAUUCAGCUCGUUCUUCUUCUUCAGCUCUCCUUCAGCUCUCAACUUCUCUACAACUCUGCUACUGCGUGCCCCUCUUCUGCAGCUUCUACAGCUACAAUUCUUCACCUGCGCCUGUGUGUGUGCGUGUGUGGCUGGCUUACUUGCAUCAAAAAAACAAAAAACAAAAAAAAAAUCAAUCCAGCAACGCCACCAACCACCACCACAACAACAACAACAGCCACUUUCCACAAUAUUCAAUCGAUUGUCAACUGAACAACAACUACAACAGUCUUCUUAGCCUGCUCUUCUCAUCAAUCAAAAAAAAAAAAAAAAAAAAAUGUUGCCACCAACCAACAACCACCAACCACCACCACUAAGACCACCAACCACCACCACCACUAAGCUACUACUUUAAGUAUGCCACACCAACUGCUUUCGUAACCGGGGCCUCAAAUAACUGCAUAAAAACAUAUCUAUAAAAAAAAAAAAAACAAAAAAAAAGUUGAUCAAAUGAAAAAAAAAUCACAAAAAAAAAAAUGAAUGUAUUGAAUGCCAGCCUUAGUGUUCAGCUCAGCUCAGCUCAACUCAACCAUCACAACAAACAACCAGAAGCAAUUGAAAGUAAAAAAAAAAAAAAAAAAAGUGUCGAACCUCCUCUCCAGAAGGUGGAGGAGGAGGAGGCUGUUACUCUACAGCAAAUUGUUUAAAAAUCGUUAUUUAAAUGUUCAACGCCAAGUGUAAAAUUCUAUUUAAUUUUUUGUAUUUCUCUCUCUCUUCUCUCUCUUUCUUUCUCACACUCUUGCUCUCUUUCUUGACCUGUUUCCCAAAAAAAAAAAAACAUUGCACCCGCCCUGCCCCCCAAAACCCAAUUUCAUUGCAGAUCACGUUCUCCAAGACGUUCUCGGACCCGCAGUCGCAGUUUCUCACGUGAUCGUCGCAGCCGCACCGACUCUAGGGAUCGGCAUUAGAUGCGAAUGCCACACAACAUAACACCCAAACACACACACACACUCACCCGCCACUAUAACUAGACACAAACACAGACACAAGUUUGUGGAAUACUAAUAUUUCCUAUUGCAGCCCAAUUUCUUGUUUUUGUUUUUUUCUUUCUUGAUUAGUUCUUGUGUAGAAUCGUGAGAAAAAGAAAAGGAAACCCACAAAAGAAAAUGCUAAUUUAAUUAAUAAUUAUAUAUUUACGUUGUAAAGAAUCCAAACGCAAACACACAAUCCUGAAUCUAGAAAGUUGGAUGUAUAUUUAGAAUGUAAGUGCAUAGAUCGUAAAAUAAUAAGAACAAACCAGAAAGAAGAGAAAAUGGAAACUAAAACACUCAAAUUACAAUUACUAAAAACAAAACUACACAAAAAACAACAAA
Drosophila albomicans is the source of this 4202-nucleotide messenger RNA. RefSeq names its product RNA-binding protein 1 (gene Rbp1-like). The record is from RefSeq and is a predicted model, not a curated record. Gene Ontology annotation, molecular function: RNA binding. The transcript has 2 exons. Gene Ontology annotation, biological process: mRNA splicing, via spliceosome. Gene Ontology annotation, cellular component: nuclear speck. Lineage: Eukaryota; Metazoa; Arthropoda; Insecta; Diptera; Drosophilidae. The coding region runs from base 180 to 941 and encodes 253 amino acids.